UCUUGCUCACUGCUGUCUACCAUGACCACCACAGUUCUUUUCUCAACGUUUGCUCCAUUCCCGACUCUUUCACUCUCUGUUUCUCCAGAAACACGAUUCGAUGACCUGUAUUCUCUUUUGUGCGAGCGCUAUUCUGAUCUCCCUGCUUCAGAGGACUUGAGAAUUUCAUCUCAUGCUGGAUCUGUCCCUACAUCUGACACCCUCCUCUCUGAUAUUCAUGGACGAGAUGCGACUCUCAUCACGCUAAAACUUAUUCCCCGACUCCGAGGUGGUAAAGGAGGUUUUGGUUCGCAGUUGCGUGCCGCCGGUGGUCGUAUGAGUAGUCAGAAGACCAGUAACAAUGACUCGUGCAGAGAUCUUAGUGGACGCAGGCUUAGUACCAUCAAAACCGCGAAAAGGCUCGCAGACUACAUGGGAAAUGAAGAUGAACGGAAGAAGGCCCAGGCUGAGGCCAAAAAAGCCAAGCUAGAAACACUCGAGAAGAAGAUUGCAGCUGCAUCAGGGGAUACGGAGACUGUUGCUGGCAAGAAGCACCGGUUCGAUGACACAGAAUACCUUGAGGAAAGUAGGGAGAUCGUCGACAAUGUCAAAUCUGCGGUGUCUGCAGGUCAGAAUACCGCGUCCACUACAUAGUGUUCGUGCUGAUGUUUCAAUUUGCAGGUCUCAUGAAGAAAAAGAAGAAGAUGAAGACGAAUCACAUUUCCAGCUCACCUGAGUCAUCCACUCCUCCAAAGGAUGCGGUCGCGGAGAAAGUGCUGAAAUCGCCAGCUCCACCUAUUGCAGUGCCUACAGCUAUCACUGUCGGAGUCGCCAGCGCGUAGUCCUUGCCCGUUGAUAUAUCCCUUUGUAAAUUACGUAGUGUAUGGAUAAUGUAUCCUCGUUGUGACCAUAUGAAUGGAAUCAUAUUAGCUUGUCGGUAUUA
This is a messenger RNA of Suillus subaureus, 922 nucleotides long. Its product is annotated as telomere stability and silencing-domain-containing protein. Gene Ontology annotation, cellular component: nucleus. The record is from RefSeq and is a predicted model, not a curated record. NCBI's taxonomy places the organism in Eukaryota, Fungi, Basidiomycota, Agaricomycetes, Boletales, Suillaceae. Bases 22 to 633 code for a protein of 203 amino acids. The transcript has 2 exons.